Sapajus apella (tufted capuchin) is the source of this 896-nucleotide messenger RNA. Its product is annotated as prostaglandin E2 receptor EP4 subtype-like. NCBI's taxonomy places the organism in Eukaryota, Metazoa, Chordata, Mammalia, Primates, Cebidae. The coding region runs from base 394 to 639 and encodes 81 amino acids. The transcript has a single exon. The record is from RefSeq and is a predicted model, not a curated record.
UUUGGGUCAUUAGGUGGAGGGCAUGGAGAUGGGGCACUUGCCAGGGGACCCAAGGAGGAAAGAGAGCGCUCUCCAAAUUGUCUUCCAGGGUUUCAAUAGGUAUUUUAUUGACUCAGAAUCUGUCGGGAAUAAUACUAGGGAGCUACCUUUCCCUGGAAAUGGGUCUCGUCAGUGGAGUGAGUUAGGCUGCGGUGAGGAACAGAAACGGGAGACUCAGUUUAUAAAUAUUAAGGUCAGCAAGAGUGUGCGGCUGGCAGGAGUACAGAGAGCCUGGAAAUUUGGGUGUCCGCUGUUUGUAAUUGGUUGCAAUCCAGAGAGUGGGAUUGAGUUCCUCCCUUGUCAUAUUAGCAUUGUUUCCUGGGCUCAGGUCUAACACCCUGCAGGUGGUCAGUCAUGGCGGCUUUGUCUCUCUUCUGGAAUCCCCUGACCCAGCUUCACAAUCGAGAACUCCGCACCACCAGCCACCGUCAUGUCCACUCCCUCCAGGUCAAUGUGUCCCUCCUGGAGCCCAAUCUGCUGAACAGCCUGGGGCCAUCCACUUUCCGGGUGUUGGGCAAUCUGGUGGCCAUUGUGAUGCUGGGCAAGUCGCGAAAGGAGCAGAAGGAGACCACCUUCUACACGCUGGCAUGUGGCUGGUAAUCACAACCUGUUGGUCACUUUGCUGGUGAGCCAGAUGACCAUCGCCAUGUACAUGAAGUGUGGGUAACCCGGGGGUCAGCAGCUGUGCCAGUACAGCAUCUUCAUCCAGCUCUUCUUCAUCCUGUCUGGUCUCAGCAUCGCCUGUGCCCUGAGAGUGUGGUGCUGCCUGGCCACCAACCACACCUCCUUCAACAGCCAUGACAUGCACCAGCGGUUGGCGGCUACACUGUGCAGUCUUUGUGCCCAGCUUGCUCUUC